UAUAUAUUUAUUUUAAUAGAAUAACACUCGCUUCUACUUCCUUUUUCUAUUUAAGAUAAAAUGCGCUUUAAGAAUUUAUGCAGUUUAUGUUGAAAUUUUAUCAACACUUAAAAAAUAUAGAUCGAGUUCAGUCAAAUUAGCGAACAGUUAAUACAGUUUUUGCGCUUCCCCAGGAAUAUUACUAUUUUUCGCGAAGAUCUUCCAUAAGAAUUCUCCAUGGAAGAUUAUAAAUACCUUUUCAAGGUAGUGUUAAUAGGAAAUGCUGGUGUUGGAAAAACAUGUCUUGUCCGAAGAUUUACACAGGGAUUGUUUCCACCUGGUCAGGGAGCUACUAUAGGAGUAGAUUUCAUGAUAAAAAGCGUUGAAAUUGACGGGGAUAAAGUUAAGCUGCAGAUAUGGGAUACUGCUGGCCAGGAGCGAUUCCGUUCCAUUACUCAGUCAUACUACAGAUCCGCAAAUGCUCUUAUUGUCGUUUACGAUGUUUGCUGCCAAGCAUCUUAUGACAGUCUUAUCCAAUGGAUAAAUGAAAUCGAAACUCAUACUAACAGCAAAGUGUUAACUUAUUUAGUUGGUAACAAAAUUGAUCAGAUAAAUCGCAGAGAAAUACCUACUACAAUAGGAGAACAAUUUGCAAAUCGUUAUGAGAUGACUUUCUUGGAAACAUCAGCAAAAGAAGCUGACAAUGUUGAAAAGUUAUUUUUUGAUAUUGCACGAGAACUGACGAAACAAGCUAAAGCUCAUGAACUUCGGCCUCAUAAUAACAAAGCGUUUCCCUCUGGGGAGACAACUCCAGUAUCUAGCUACAGUUGUUGUCAAGCUUAAAUUUUAUAUAUUGUUCUGAAACCUCCUCAAUCCAUCAGUUCUAUUAGACCCAAUAAGAUUUGUUUUUUAUGUUCCCUAAUUAUCAUUUACAAUGUCCUUUUUAUGUUAUUUCCUCACCUAAAAAUCCUGUUUAGAUGAGGAUUUCUGCAGGGAUGUCUGUUUGCCCUUCUUUUGAUAUAUGUAAUCUGGAGUGAAAUAUAUUUCUUAGCUGUAAUAUAAUAACUCCUUACUAAAGCUGUUUUUUUUUUUUCCACUGUGAUAUCUUGCCAGCAACCUAUUACUGAAAUUGCAUUGGUAUUAUUUGCUUCACAUUUUAGUAACAACAUAAUGAAAAAAACACAUCUGCUAUAUAUAUAGAUAUACAGAUAUACACAAACAUACUCAUAUACCACAUUAGUGCUAUUUUCAGUAUAGUAUCUAAAGGUACUAAGUUAUUUUGUAUCUCCUACUACUAAAUCUUAUUUAUAUGAUUCUUUUGAAUAUCUACACCUAACAAUAGGAAGCUGGCAUGUAUAACAAUUUAGAAAUAGUUGAUAAAAACUAAAUGAUGUUGCUUCAUUUAAAAGUUCUUGUAUAACUCAUGAAAAAUUUCUAUCAUUAAUAUAGAUUGUUAUAUUUUGACAGUGUGAAAUAACGACAGAAGGAUUGUGGUAAGUGGUUACUGAACUAUUGGUCGUGAGUUCAAAUAUUUGUGUUGUAAACUUGGAAAUGCAUAUGACUAGCUAGCAUGAAAGUGUGUAUUGCUCUCAUUAUAUGACACAAUAGCUAGAUAUUAAGGAGAGCAACCAGACAUGCAAAAAAAAAAGUUUUUUCUAAAGUAAUCAUGCACAUAAACAGUUGGAUUUGUAGACCUGACUACUUUGUCAUAAUGGAAAAAUAGGCACCGGAUGAAAAAUUUGUUAUGAGCAAAAAAAUGUAAUAAUUUACUCUUAAUUUAUAAUGAGUCUUUAAAAUAAGUUUUUUUUUUUUUUUUUCUGUUAAUAAUUUAGAAGUCUUAAAGGCCAUAGAGUGGCAGAAAUAGUAAAGUACUGAAAUAAUAAUAAAACAAAAAUAUAAAGUUUGAGGAAAGUAGUGAUGGUCUGCAUUAGGGGGAAAAAAACCCUUAAUAAAAUUCAAAGACUGGCUCUGUCUGAAAGAUCACAAUUCACCUGUUUUAUUUUUUAAAAAUUCCAUGACUCAACUAAAUACCUUGUAUUUAGUUACAUCCCUUUAUAUUCUGGGAUUGACUUUGCCUUUCAUACCUCUGGGAAUCAAUAAGCCAAGUACCAGUAAUGUAUUGUUGAGAGAAUUAAUCCCUUUUCAUACUAACUGGCCUGGAAUUGCCUCUGAUUUUAUGAUUCAAAUUAUCUAAUUCCAAAAUGUUCAUAUUUGAAUUAAUUAUAUAAAAAAGAUCCUUCCAUCAUAAUUUUAAGUUAGAAACAUUUGUUAUGCUAUGUUCCAAAAAUUAUCUUAAUAUUGGAAACGUGAUAAAAUUCCUUUUGCUAAAUUCUAGAUGGUUUUUCCAAUUAGUUGAAACGUGGCCUGUGUAUUUCAUGAGAAAUACAGUCAUGAGAGGAUUAAAUUAUUUACGAAUUUAUGGCUUGGUACCAAAUAAGAAAUCCAUUAUUAGAUAUUCUUAAAUUUUAUUUAUUUAUUUUUCAAAAUGAUUUACUUUUUUCCUUUCUAAGUCAAAUAUAUAAAAAUGAAAUUGUAAAUUAGCAAGAAUUAAAAGUCAAACAAGAGUACAAAUUCAAAAUGAAAAUAAAUGCAUUCCACAAUGUUUUCUUUUUCAGCUUUUUCUCUUUCUUUAAUUUUUUGUACGUUUAGCAAUGGAAGAGAUGAACAAGCUAUUUGUAAUUUAUAAACAGCAUACACUGGAAUCAAAAUGUUAAAAUGGUUAAAAUGGCACACAAUGUUUGUGGCUAAGUUGCUGGACUAUUAACCAGAUGGUUUUUUCAUUCAGAUCUUUCUACAGCAACUAGCCAUUAACAGUUUCUACCUCAGGAUUCACUGGUUAAGAGUAGGAAGAGCAUCCGGCUGUAUAAGUGUAUAUUCUUGGACAACAACAGCAACUGAAAAUGUCUCACUUAUGCCAGUAUAGAAAUUCUGAUGCAAAAUACCUCUCUCUCUCUCUCUUUCUCUCAUAUAUAUAUAUAUAUAUAUAGCACUACUGAUAAGAUUUUGCUUCAAGUCAGUAAAAUAUUUUCAUUUAAAAGCUAAUCAAAACUGAAAUAAUACUAAUAUCAAUUACACAGAAUCAUAGCUACUUUUCUAAAUGUAAACUCUGCUUCCUGCUUUCAUGCUGUAUAACAGUUGGUUGUAAGAAAUAUCUUCAAAAGCAUUUGGCUGAAUAUUAUUAAAUGUACAAAUGUUGAAAUCUCAUUUCAUCAAACAGACAAUUCAUAGAAAAUUUAUUUAAUGCACUUCAAUUUUUCAAUAGCACCAACAGAGCUCUCAUGGUUUUGCUCUCUUUCUCUCUCCUCUCUCUAAGCCUCUUUGUUUAAGUACAUACAAGUCUAUGCAGCCACACAUGCGCACACAUAUCUUUUGAUGUGUGUAUGUACAUGUGUACUUUUUAUAUGUAUAUGUUCUGUGUGAGUUUAUGUGUAUUUAUUUCUUUAUAUUUUUGGAACCUCUCCAAUAAUGUAGCAGGCUAUUCUUUAAGGUAACCUAUUUGGUAUUUAGGCAACAAUAUUCCUGUAAAUUAACAUGUUGAACUUCAAGUAAUGACUUACCUGUAUUUACUAACCUGCUCAUAGAUUGAAGUUUAUUAUGAUUAUUAUUAUAUUAGUGGUAUUUUGUCUGUCUUUAUGUUGAGUUUAAAUUCCACCGAGGUCAACUUUGCCUUUCAUCCUUUCAGGGUUGAUAAAUUAAGUACCAGUGAAACUCUGGGGUCAAUGUAAUCGACAAUCCCCUCCUCAAAAUUUCAGGCGUUGUGCCUAGAGUAGAAAGGAUUAUUAUUAUUAUUAUUUGUCUGGGACUUAUAGUGUUUGAAGGUUACUACCCAAACAUUUGGUCACAUACUAAGUUCUAUAUGUAUGGGUACAGACUAUCAGCCAUAGGCUCUGAAGCAUAAUUUUUCAUUCUUCGUUUCUCUCUCUCUCACUGAAUUCAUUUUGUAUUUUCAUAUUUAUCACUGACCACCUGACUUCUAUACCUCUACAGGUUUUUCUAUUUUAGUUUACUACAUCAGACUCAGAUGUGCUUAUGUUUUGUAGAAGCCUUGAUUAAAACAUUCCACUGUGUCUGCGUGUGUGUGUGUAUAUAUACACACACACAUGGCUGUCAGUAAGAAUAUACAUUAACAUAGCUGUGUGGUAAGCAAGUUCACUUCAUACAUGUAUGGUUUUGAGCUCAUGGUACCUUUGGCAAGUGUCUUCUAUUAUAGCCUUAGUUUGACUAAUGUUUUGUAAGUAAAACUUGGACAAUAACACUGGAACAUUAUACAGUGCUGCAGCUAGCUGGAUCCUGUCAAACUGUCUAACUUGUGUCUGCAUAGAAACAGAUGUUAAAGGAUGAGGAUGUAAAGGUUUGUGUGCUUUUCUCUACCUGUAUUUACAUUGAUGUUCUUUGAUUAGUGGUGGUAUUUUUUUAUGUCCAGCAUUAACAACUCAAUGGUUUAACAUAUGGAGACCACAAAGCAUUUUACUUGGAAAAAAAGUAAGGGUUAGCAUCAGGAAAGGCAUCUGACCAUAGAAUAUUACUUUAAGAAGCCUCGUCUUUCUCUUAGCAUAGAAGAAAGCAACCGUAAACAUAAUGAUGAUGAUGAUGAAUAUCAUCAUAAUGAUAUAUAUGAUUAAAGAUUCACUCUGAAGUAAUUUGUAUUGAAGUGGAAGUAGUUUUCAUUUCUGUUAAGUAGAGUGGAAUAAUGUUAGUUUGAGUGGGUGUUAGUCACUAUUUGUAGUUUCUCAUUUCCAUUCCUCAGUUGCCUGAGGAACAUGAACAAGAAACUUAGAGUAAUGAUGUGAUAACUGAAGUUUGAAUAAAUGUUGUGUGUAUGUGUGUGUAAAAGUCCAACACACUCCAAUCUGUGGACUACAGACAUACUGUCUCCUCACUUUGCCCUUCUGCAAUUGCUACUAAGUGGCUUCUCCACCUCAGACAUGGCUGGUCCCAUACUUCCUUUAACUCCUGGUCACCCCCUCCCCUUUUUACCCAUGUUGUGAUCUCUCCCAUUCAACUAGUCAUUCCCCUGUCAGAAUGUUGCCCAUUUGAAAUUGCUCCCUGCCAAUGUUUUUCCUGCAGCUGUUCAAGUAAAACGCCAGUGUGUGUAUAACUUGACAUUGUGGGUAUAUAUAUAUAUAUAUGUGCGUGUGUGUGCACUGGUGUCUAUAGUAUGCAACAUGAUAAUGAUUGCUGUGUAGGCUAAGAAAUAAAUUCAAGCUUUUUUUUCAAUAAGGAUUGAAUCUUAUUAAUCUGUCUCUUUUUCAUGCAUGUGUGUAGCUAUUCUCAUUAUAUGUAUGUAUGUGUAUUUAUAGGCAGAAAAUGUUUGAAUCGUCAAGUUUUUGUGAUAGUAAUUUCAGUACAUUCCUUUUUAUUUGAAUUAACGAACCAAAAAUAAGAUCAGUAGACAUAACAAAUGCAUGCUGUUUAACAGCUGUGAAAUAAAAUGAUGUACAAUUAAAAAUUUGCAUUGAAUUGUCUUUUCUAUGAAAUAUGAUUCAAUCAUUUGGUUUUUUUUUUUUUUUUGUUAUAUUCAGAAAAAAAAAUUUCAGUUUAUAUUUCUGGAUACUGUUUCCACUGAAGCUCUAGAAACUGUUGAAUGUUUUUUAUUAUUAAUAUUUUUGGUUUUGUGUUUUUUUUUCUGCAGACAGUGGAAUCAUAGGACAUACAAAACAUGCUGUGGAUAUGUAAAUCAUAUCAGGUAUCUCGUAACUUUAUAUUUAAAGAACCAUAGUUAUGGGAUGUAGAUACUUUUUUUCUUAAUAUUUUAGUUUAUGAGGAAUUUUUACACCAAUCUUGAAUUAUGGGAGCACAGUAGAAAACCGAAUCCAUGACGCUUCCAGUUGACCAGCACUGUCCCAUCAGCUUGCCAAAACUUGAUAAUAUGCUAUAUUUUGGACAGCACAUUCCACUUUACCCACUAAAGCAUGGAGUGACAUUCAGAAAUGUAUAAAAGUAAAAAUGGAAGUGCAUGUAAUGUCAUUAGGUGUAAGAGUUCGUGUGAGCUAAACAUUAGUCUGUUGACUCAACAAGUUGUCUUUUUCUGGCAUGCACUGGUGACUUCGCCUACACAUUGUAGAAGUUAUGGUAUCUAAUGCAUAUGGAUGAAAUGCAACAUCCAACCAUCUUAUUUACUGGAAUAAUGCUUAAUAUUGAUAUCUGGAUGUGAUGCAUUACUGUGUGGGCCGCAUGUUAUACUAGUGAGGACCUGAAGUUAACCAAAGAAUUUGUUUGAAACAUUUUUGUGAUAUACAUAAGGAUGGUAGAUUUAUAACCAGUGGAUGAAUAUAAAAAAAAUUUUUUUGCAGUAAGAAUUUAAAUGAGAUUGAGUAAAUUUUUACAUUUGUUGACUAGAUUUCUAUCUUUUUUUUUUUAUUUCUUAUUUUAAAAACAUAAUUUCAAAGUAAAAAAAUUCCUAUAAAAAUUGUUGAUCUUCAAUAAAGGAAAGAAUGAGAACGAUUGUAAUUUGUCACAUGCUUAAUUUGAAUCCAAUGAAUGAGCUGUAUGUAAAUGAGAUAAGAAUUAUGGAUGUCAGGUUCUGACAACAAAAUUAUGAUACUAUUCUAGUCCUAUCAGGGGUUGGGCUUCAGCCUGUACUUUGGUUUGGGGCUUGGAGAACCAAGGAGGGGCCUGCUGAGCCUUUCCCUUAAAAAAAAAAAAUUCACAGCUUCCUUGAAUUUUGAAAAUAUCCCCUCUCUUCCUCACCUUGUCUGGGGCCCAAAGCAGUCUUCUUCCACCUUGCCAAAUUUCUGUCUGAGGUUCUGCUACUAUAUAUAGUCAUAUAGUAAUGAUGAUUGUAAUAGAUGUUGUUAAUGAUCAAUAGUGAUAGCUAAAGUUAUAACCAACUUAGGGGAAAUAUCCAGGGACUUGACUCAGUGAAAUCAUCUGAACCAUAAUAUGAAUAAAAAGAACAAAAAAACCCCCAAACAAAUCGAAAAUGAUCAUGGCGAUUCAAACUACCAAAUAUAUCUUAAAAUAUUUUUUUCAAAUAGUAGAAUUGUAGUUUAAUUACUAUUAUACUACUAUUUGUAUUUUUUUUUAAUCGUUUGAGUUUUAUUUAUUUAAUUUUUUUUUGUUUUUGUUUUUUGUUUUUCACCUUGAGAAAGCUAGUCAAAUAGAUUACUUUUAAUUUCAGAAUUCAU
Octopus sinensis (East Asian common octopus) is the source of this 7106-nucleotide messenger RNA. Its product is annotated as ras-related protein Rab-30. Gene Ontology annotation, molecular function: GTPase activity; GTP binding. Bases 217 to 822 code for a protein of 201 amino acids. The transcript has 6 exons. The record is from RefSeq and is a predicted model, not a curated record. Gene Ontology annotation, cellular component: trans-Golgi network. Lineage: Eukaryota; Metazoa; Mollusca; Cephalopoda; Octopoda; Octopodidae.